This is a messenger RNA of Jaculus jaculus (lesser Egyptian jerboa), 512 nucleotides long. Its product is annotated as eukaryotic translation initiation factor 1-like. NCBI's taxonomy places the organism in Eukaryota, Metazoa, Chordata, Mammalia, Rodentia, Dipodidae. Gene Ontology annotation, cellular component: eukaryotic 43S preinitiation complex. Gene Ontology annotation, biological process: translational initiation. Bases 1 to 342 code for a protein of 113 amino acids. Gene Ontology annotation, molecular function: RNA binding; translation initiation factor activity; ribosomal small subunit binding. The transcript has a single exon. The record is from RefSeq and is a predicted model, not a curated record.
AUGUCUGCUAUCCAGAACCUCCACCCUUUUGACCCCUUUGCUGAUGCAAGUAAGGGUGAUGACCUGCUUCCUGCCGGCACUGAGGAUUAUAUCCAUAUAAGAGUUCAACAGAGGAACGGCAGGAAGACCCUGGCUACUGUCCAAGGGAGCGCUGAUGAUUAUGAUAAAAAGAAACUAGUGAAGGCGUUCAAGAAGAAAUUUGCCUGCAAUAGUACUGUAAUUGAACAUCCAGAAUAUGGAGAAGUGAUUCAGCUACAGGGUGACCAGCACAAGAACAUAUGCCAGUUCCUAAUAGAGAUUGGACUGGCUAAGGAUGAUCAGCUGAAGGUUCAUGGGUUUUAAGUGCUUGUGGCUCUCUGAAGUAUAAGUGAGGAUUUCCUUGCAAUGAGUAGAAUGUCCCUUCUGUCCCUUGUCACAAGCUUAAAAACCUCACAGCUUGUAUAAUGUAACCAUUUGGGGUCUGCUUUUAACUUGGACUAGUGUAACUUCAUGCAAGAAACUGAAAAGAGCCA